CAUGACCUUCAUGAGUUUUUUUUUCCAAUUAUAAAAACCAUACCGACCUCAAACAAAAGUAAAAGCAAUAUAAAAAAGCACAAAAAUGGCGUUUGCUCCAAAGAUCAUCACAUGCCUCAUCGUCUUGACAGUAUACAUGAUACCCCCAGCGGAGUCAACCAUCCAGUGUGGGACAGUGACGAGCACACUUGCACAGUGCGUGAGCUACUUGGUCAACAGUGGUCCAUUGCCAUCAGCAUGCUGCGUGGGAGUCAAGUCAUUGUACCAAAUGGCUCAGACCACAGCGGAUCGGAAACAAGUAUGUGAGUGCCUUAAAGUAGCGGGUAGAGAAAUCAAGGGCCUCAACACCGGCCUUGUGGCCUCACUUCCUACCACUUGUGGUCUUUCAAUUCCCUACCCCAUCAGUUUCAGCACCAAUUGUGACAAUAUAUCGACUGCCGUGUAAAAGAGGCUAUGUAAGCUGAUCAUGAUCUGAUGUCGACGACUACUCAAACUUGCCAGCUUUUUGUUAUUUUCACCUAAAUAAAAAUGUAUUAAUUCUCCUGUAAUCUCUCAUUUUUAUGACUCUAUUUUCUUAUCUAUCUAUGUAUUGUAAUCAUUUCAUAUGUUACUCUCUC
Molecule: messenger RNA, 617 nt
Organism: Capsella rubella
Lineage: Eukaryota; Viridiplantae; Streptophyta; Magnoliopsida; Brassicales; Brassicaceae
Product: non-specific lipid-transfer protein 12
Exons: 2
Coding region: 86-445 (119 amino acids)
Biological process (GO): lipid transport
Cellular component (GO): membrane
Molecular function (GO): lipid binding
Source: RefSeq, a predicted model, not a curated record